UACAAUCGCUUCUGUAAAAUCAUUGGCGUUCUCCUAUUCAUGUUCGGUUGUAGUUUUGUAUCUAAAACCGGUAAGAAACCAAGGUAACACGUUUUAAGCCACUAGCAAACCUUCUUUCUAGCUAGACAGCUAGUCUAGCAACCUCCUGUUCGCAGCGGGAGGAUAUUCUGUAAAUUAACACUUCAACAAUUGACUCUUGAUUCAUCCAGCUGACCAAAGAAAUGGUGAUGGAGAAGCCAAGUGCCCAGCUCGUCGGGCGGGAGUUUGUCCGACAGUAUUACACUCUUCUUAACCAGGCUCCUGACUAUCUGCACAGGUUCUAUGGCAAGAACUCGUCCUAUGUGCAUGGAGGCAUAGACGGCAAUGGAAAACCAUUCGAGGCUGUGUACGGUCAGUCUGAGAUUCAUAAGAAGGUAUUGGCCCUAAGCUUCCGUGACUGCCACACCAAGAUCAGGCACGUAGAUGCCCACUCCACCCUGAAUGAGGGGGUUGUGGUCCAGGUCAUGGGGGAGCUGUCCAACAACAGGCAGCCUAUGCGCAAGUUCAUGCAGACCUUUGUGCUUGCCCCUGAGGGCACUGUUGCAAACAAGUUCUACGUUCAUAAUGAUGUGUUCCGCUAUCAAGAUGAGGUUUUUGGAGACUCGGACUCGGACGCUCCUGAAGAGUCCGAGGAUGAGGUUGAAGACAUAAAUGAAAGAGUUCCUUCACCUGAUGUGGUUGAAGACCAGACCGAUGGCUUCUAUGAACAGACACCCUGCUCAGAGCCAGCUGUGCCAGUGGCGGAGGAAGAGGAGGAGGAGGCUGUUGUGACCCCAGAGCCUGAGUGCGAGAAGGAGCUGGAGGUGGAGUUGGCUGUGGAGGCAGAACAGGAGCUGAGCCUGGAGCCAGAGCCCCACACAGAACCUGAACUGGCUGACAAAUGUCCUGCUGCCUCCGACUCACCAGCUGACCUCGCACCCUCUGCGGUAGAGGACAACCGGCCAUUCUCAUGGGCGUCGGUCACCAGUAAAAACCUUCCUCCCAGUGGGGCAGUCCACGUAUCAGGAAUCCCCCCUCACGUUGUCAAAGUUGCAUCAGCACCACCGAGGUUAGAGGUGAAGGCGGAAGCCCAAGCAUCAACACAGAGAACACAGAGAGACCAGCGACCACGAGAUCCACGUCCCGGCGGACCCACUCCCUUACACAGGGGACCCAGACCAGUGCGGGAAGGCGAACAUUCACCUACUGAGGUCCGUCGUGCAGUCAGGUAUCCAGACAGCCACCAGCUCUUUGUUGGAAACGUCCCCCAUGACGUGGACAAGACUGAGCUUAAGGAGUUCUUUGAGCAGUAUGGUACUGUGCUUGAGUUAAGGAUAAACAGUGGAGGAAAGCUUCCCAACUUUGGAUUUGUGGUCUUCGACGAUUCUGAGCCAGUUCAGAAGAUCUUAAGCAAUAGGCCUAUAAAGUUCAGAGGGGACGUGCGUCUGAAUGUGGAGGAGAAGAAAACUCGCUCGGCACGAGAAGGGGAUCGGCGUGACAUCCGACCCAGGGGUCCCAGUGGCCCGGGGGGGCCACGCGAGAGAAUAGGUGGGCCCAGGGGACCUGCUAACAGAGGGGGAAUGGCACAGAAACCCAGCUUUGGCUCUGGACGUGGGACUGGGUCCAGCGAAGGGCGUUAUCCGGUGCCACGCCAGUGACGCCUGCCGCGUCGGCCCUCCCACUCCUGCUGAAGCCAUGUCGGCUCCUGAUUCGCCCCCCCCCCCCCCCCCCCCCCCCCCCCCCCCCCCCGUUACUCAAGAUGACGUGUCUUCUUGUUGUCUUUCCAUGUCCUGCUUUAGUUUCCUGUCCCAUCCAGAAUUCUAGAAUGUGACUCCCCUUUCUCGGCCUGUCCCCCUUCCUGUCCCCCAAAACAACACGAUCUGGACUUUUAUCUUCUCUCCUGUCUACGUUAUUUAUCCUUAACUUGAAGAUGGACAAGCAGCAAAAGGUAAAAACGACUUGAAUUGGGGGGGGAAAAACCCAAGGUUUGGUUCUCACGUUCUCUCCCUGUUUCGUAUUGGAACGUGUUAUUACUGCUUGGGCAAUCCUGUGUAUUGCAGCCUCCAUCUAUAAGGUCAAAUGCAAGUAAAGUUUUAUUUGAAAAAGGCUACUAGCUAUGUUAAAUCAUGAUUGUGAAUGAAUGGUUUUAUUGAGCAUGUAUGAAAUCCUGUAUGCCUUCUAAUGCACUUGAACAGUGUAAGAAGCAAAUCAACUGAUACAAAACAAAAAAUAAACAUGAUAUACUGUUUCGAAAUUCCCGUCCUAUCUUUUUUGAUC
Messenger RNA from Hypomesus transpacificus, 2295 nucleotides. RefSeq names its product GTPase activating protein (SH3 domain) binding protein 1 (gene g3bp1). Gene Ontology annotation, cellular component: cytosol; ribonucleoprotein complex. The transcript is spliced from 12 exons. Gene Ontology annotation, molecular function: mRNA binding. NCBI's taxonomy places the organism in Eukaryota, Metazoa, Chordata, Actinopteri, Osmeriformes, Osmeridae. The coding region runs from base 222 to 1676 and encodes 484 amino acids. The record is from RefSeq and is a predicted model, not a curated record.